GUGCCUGCUGUUCGUAAGUGAGCAACCACUCAUGCGCACACAUGUAGUCGUCCACUAGAAAAAAAAUGUCAUUCGAUAACAAUGUAGCAUCAUCUUUCAAACGCCUCCGACGCGCACCAUUCAUGUAAUCCGACUUGCAGCAAUCUUCUCAUCCCACGGAGCCGCUCGCACUUUUUACGUGAACAUGUCGAAGAAGACAUUCACCAAAAGGUCUCUGGUCAAAUUGUUUUCCAGGAGUGAACCCAACCUGGACGAGUCGUCGGGGAAGGGUGUGGGGAAAAAAACGGACGAGAAAAAGAGGUUGAAGUUGCCAAAGUUGAAGAUAAGAUCGAAGGGAAGCUCCUCGUCCGAGAAGCAGAAGGUGGUCAGUCAUGCUGAAGCCAGUCACAAUCUGGUGGAUGGACCUGGCUGGGCUGAUAACAUGUUGGACAAGUCAAGCUCUUCUAUAUACGCCACCGCACCCAGGUCAAAGGCCCAAAAAUUGAGUCACUCUGAGACAGACCUCCAGAAGACCAACAAAUUUGCUACAUUUUCCUUUGGUCUGCUUAAAAAGAAGAAAAAGAAGAAGGAAGACAAUCUGUCAAGAAGCACAUUUGGUCUCCAUAGAUCUGACAUUGAAGAGCAGGAGGAGAAACAUGGAGGCUUCAGAAAGAUUGUGGAUGACCAGGACAGCAGAAAUGCAAAACUCAGCAUGUCUCAGCCAGCGCUCGUCACCAGUGAUAACUUUGACAUCCCUUCCCCUCCCUCUAUACAUUCAAAACUGUUGCAGUCAUACUUCGCACUCUCACAACAAACCCCUGUCAACCAUAGCACCAAACCGGGACCUCAGGAACAUCUAACAAGUGGCUCAGACCUUCUUUUGCACCAUGCAGUUCAGAACUCACCAAGUGCAAGCAUUCCUGAUUUGCAGCAAUACGAUACAGUUCAAUCAGAGGAGAAAGAAAGCAUUCCUAUGGGUAAAAACCAAUCCAAAAGCAAUCCCACAUCAAUCCAUACAUCUGUGUGGAUGACUUCUGCUUCUUCCGCUGCAGAGACCGCCUCUCAGCCAAGCCAGCUCCCUUUGCUGGUGGAUGCUUCAGAUCAACUUUCAGAUGAAGCAGUUGAUCGGAACUUAGCCGUGACAUGCAUUAAGGGUCCUGAUGAUCUCCAGCCGUCUAACACCGAUGGCGACAUCUUGAUCAGAGAGCCCACCAAUUUGCUGCUGUCCCAUCAUGAAAUCAAUGUCUUAGACACACUUGAUAGUCGAUCUCUAAAUGGUGAACCCUCCUUAACUUAUGAUGACGCUAAUGCUACGUUGCUUCCCGAGCCAGUUCCCAACACAGAACAAGAGAUUGAAUUUCUUCACACUGAACAAUCCCUACCUGAAACUGCAGAGUAUGUUCCCCCAACUUUGUCUAUUAGCAAUCAACAGAUAGAGCCUCCUGUCAAUCAAGAUGUAAUUUAUGGUGCUUUGUAUGAGUCGUUAUUUCCCCAGAGUUUCACCUCUGAAAUUCUGUCUUCACGUCCAACAAGUUGUGCUGACGUUUCCCCUGAAACAAGAAACCAAAAAAACAAAUCAGAACCUUUCAUAGUUUCAUAUUUUCAGAAUGAAACAGAUAUUUACUCCAGUCAAAUAACUUCAGGUUUCACUAUUAGAAAUGAUUCUUUCAGUACUCAUAGUGACCUGCCCUCCCACCAGAGGUUUUACUCUGACAAUAGUCCUCCUGCUUCUGAGGCGCAAAUAAAUUCUGAGAUUCCCGACAGCUAUCUACCUUCCUCUUCUCAUUCCUCUACCUAUUCUUAUUCUGAACAACCUGUCGAGAGUGCUUAUUCGAUCCACAUUAAUAGAGGCAACAGCCCCGGUCUUUAUGAACAGACACUCUCUUCAGUCCCUGUGGCUUCAAAUUCUGCCCCUGCUGUUUCGGACUAUGUAACAUCCCUAGGGGUGGACACUCAGGUUACAGACUCCAAACAGAGGGUGAUCCUAGUAAAAGAGGUUAUUGCUGAAGAGAAAAACAUUGAUUCUGGACAUUACUCUUCUAACCUGCAUACAAUGACUACAGACAUACACCUGAAGCCUAAAAUGGAUGCAGCAGAUAAAGAGUUUGUUUGUUCUCCUCCUCCCGGACUCACACAGCCUUUUUCCAUGCCAUGCAGUCCAGUGCAUCUGAGCCUAGGAUCAGAUGAUGGGAGCACUGCGGACAUCUAUUUCAGCGCAGAGGAGGACAACAUGGAUAGUUUGGAUGAGCAGACACGCAUUAUGGACAAGAUAGAAGAAGAAAGUUUGGUGUGUCCCUCCGAGGUCACUAACUUCCAGAUGUUUUCGCCGGAAAAAGAGACAAUCAAUAAAAUAGAACAUUUUGAGCUUGUUAAUACGGAGAUUGAAGAAAGCAAAACAGCCAACAAGGAAAUGGAAAACCAUAUUGAUCUCCAAGAUCAUAUAGAACAAUUAUUAAGAAGUCGGAGAGAAGAAUUCCAUGAGGUGGUAACUGGCAGAACAGAGUUUCUUAAAGAUGAAGAUGGAAGUAUUGAGCAGAUAGAUUGUGUCAGCAAGGGACUGCCACAGGUAAAAGAGGAGUUUCUGGUCACACCGGUUCUGCAAGUGAAAACACCACUGGUAUGCGAGUUUGCUGCACCCUCCACUUGCAGGCAGGGGGAGGGGCCUGAUGAAACCUGGAUUAAUGUCAAUGAAACAGCAGGGCACCUAAAUGAAGAGAAUCAGCUCUUAAAUCAUGGAUUAUAUAAUCUGCAAAACGGCGAUGUGCAAGGUCCCAAACUGUUGCUUCCAAACUCCACAACACUGGAAGAUGAAGACCUGAGCACACAUGAAGUUAGAGAGGAGGAGGAGAAAAUUUUCCCGAUUACAGACGCAACAGCUGAAGAGAGCCCGGAACAUGCAUAUACAAAAAUCUUAACUACAAAAUGUGCCAGCACAGAGAGCUCUGGUGUAACCGAUGUGGUCACGUGCCUCGUAAAGGACGGCGCUGAGCUGCAAUCAAAUUCCACAAUAAUUGAACACCAUUGGCUUCCACAGCAGACUGAGUGGGUGGAUACAAUUACUCAGAGCGCAGGAAACGGCACACAGCGUGAGCAGGUGGCAGAUGAGCUGCCAGACCUCCAAGCAGACAGACACCAUCCUCGUAACGACGCCACAGAGGAACUCUCUUGGAAACAGGAGCAGUUGCUAGAAGUCCAUGAUCCUCUCAAACAGUGGUCUCCAACAGCAGCUUCUGAAGCUUUUAAUGCAAACCAUCCCAAGAUAGACGCUGACCAAGUCUCAGAUGUCAAAAUGAAUUCAGGCUUUAGCAGCCUGAGCACCACCCUCUCCAUGAAAAAUUCACCUCCAAAUAAACUGGAUGAAUCAAGAUACCGAUUCCGUAAAGUAUCCCUGGUGCAUCCGACUGACAGUGCGACCAAACAGGACACUGUGGAUUUCAGCGGGAUGGAGUCAAAUGGAACGACUCUUGGCACAGAAUAUAGCUGGACAAAUUCAUUCGAUGGUGCAUCUAGAUUUGUGCCAAAAGAGGAGCCGAUAUUUUCUGAUAGUCAGAGUUACAGACUGUUUGACACGUCCACUAGCACCUACUCCACCUCUUUUCUCCCCGAGGCCACCUCAUACAGCUAUAACACCACAAGCGAGCUGGGAAGAUCGCCAACAGACGACACGGACACAUCCUGUUUCACUGGCGUAUUCAAGGCCACGCUCGUGGAGCUCGACGACCCAGCGGCUCCCGCUUCCUCGCCCCCGGCCUCCCCUGACCUAGACGGCAACCAAUUCGAGAUGGACAACCUGAAGGAUACCCUGAAGAACAUGGGGCCCUCUUUAAGGCCGAGAAGCCUAGGUGUACGCGGGCUGCCCCCGGCUCCCGUCUCCGCCUUGCCCCCUAUUGUUGAAGACGCCCCCAGCUCCAUCACAUCUGGCGUCAUGAGUCCUACAAGUAGGAUGGAGGCGAGCACUGCUGAGACUCAAAAUGGAGUUUACACACUACCUGCUGAUCUGGGCCUGAAGAGAAACAUCGUCAGAGACACCCGCUCGCCCAUGGAGUUAAUGAAGAAGCAGGAACAGCCUGGAGCAAGAGACAUGCCCCUGAGGGCAUCUGCGACCAACAGGAUUCUCAUGAGGAAAUCCUCUGAUUCUUCAGAGGAGCACAAAUCGCUCAAUGGAAACGGAGCACAGCAGUCACCCACAAACUCCCGUCUGGAAAACAGUGUCAUCUUUGGAAGUUACAGGGGCUCCUCCUUGGAUCAAACGCAGGAAAACAGCAAGUUACAUCGCUCGGUGUUCCGCACCGGUUCGCUACCAGAUUUCGGCUCUUCCAAUAUUCUAAAGGAGCACAGCGAAGUCACCACCACGACAGACUCAUCAUCUCGCUUUGAACGUUUAUCUUUUCUCUUGAACUCUUCGCCCUCCUCGUCAAGCUUCUCAACAGGAUCUGAUGACCUCAGUACUCGCAAGAGUCUUCCCCCCCUGCAAAGCAUCACCUCGUCGGCCUCCAGUAGCAGCCCCUCUCGCCUUCUCAGCCCCACCGGUUCUUUGGAGAAUCACCGUCUGUUCCCUACCACAGAGUCCUCCUACUCGAAGUUUGGCCAGACAGUGAGCCAGGGGAUUGGCACAAGUACACUUAGUACCCCUGUUCUGCAGAGGAGCUUCAGUCAUGAUGCAAUUUCACCAGGAGGCCAACAGAAUUUGCUGAUCAACAACAACCUGCUCAAAGGGUCUCAAGUCCAUAAAACUGAACCAGAGAGGAAUGUAAAAUACAGAGCCUUUCCUGAUGCAUACCUCACGAAAGAGAAGGAACAUGGAAAGCUCAACCCUCGCCCCGGAAAGAUGUACAUUUUUGACCGGCCCGGGAUGUGCGGCCAGCGGAUCGAGCUCCGCAGUGACGUAGUUGACGCCACGUCUUGGGAGCUGCAGGAGACUAUCUCCAUCCGGGUGGUCAGAGGAGGAUGGGUGCUCUAUGAGAAGCGCAACUUUAAAGGAGAGAAGAUUGCCCUUGAUGAGGGAGAUAUCGAGCUCACCUGCCCUUUUCAGCAAACAGAGGAGGAGGGGGAGCACCAGGUUAACGGACAGAAAGUCACCGAAGAGCAGAAAGACGAACAGAAUGAAGAAACAAAUGAGGAACAAAGCAAAACCAAACCAGCCAGGAGGUUCAUCAUUGGUUCUGUUCGAAGAGCAGUGAGGGACUACAGUGUCCCUGAAAUCAGUCUCUUCCCAGAGGAGAAUGCUGAGGGCAAGAAGGUCAUCUUCAGAGAUACAUCAGAUGACGCUAGAAUUUUUGGAUUCCCCAUCAAGGCUAACUCCAUCAUCAUUAAAGCUGGGCUGUGGCUCGUAUUUGAAAAGCCGUUCUUCGAGGGCAUACCACGCGUGUUGGAGGUUGGGGGAUAUUCAAAUCCAGAAUCCUGGACUGCAGAACAGCCAUAUGUGGGAUCGCUGCAUCCACUCAAAGUAGGGGAACCAAGAGUGGAAAAUAUAAGUGAACCAAAGAUUGAGAUUUACGAAAGGUCGUACUUCAGUGGCAAAUCGAGGAUCAUCACCACGAACAUGAAAGAUUUCAUGACCAGAAUCGACAGGCAGCAGGGGGCAUUCAUGUACAGCGUGGGCUCCCUCAAAGUGCACGGAGGAAUCUGGGUGGGCUAUGAGAAGGAGGGCUUUCGAGGGCACCAGUACCUGCUGGAGGAGGGCGAAUACCACGACUGGAGAGUUUGGGGAGGCUCAAACUCCGAGCUACGCUCCGUUAGGGUCCUACAAGCUGACUUGAGCGAACCCUUAAUGGUGAUGUUCGAGCAGCCAGAGGAGGAGGAGGAAGGUGCUCCCGCCCAAGAAGAGAACACCUUCGAGGUGACUGAAGCCAUUCCGGAUGUUGAGCUGUUUGACUACAAGACUCACACCCGCUCCAUCCAAGUAUUCAGUGGCGUGUGGGUGGCGUACUCCCACGUGGACUUUUCUGGUAACCAGUACAUCUUGGAGAAAGGCUUCUAUAGUAACUGUGCCGACUGGGGUUCCCGUGACACUCGGAUUUGUUCUGUGCAGCCGGUUCGUUUGGCUCCGACUGAUGGUAACAGGACUAGGAAUGAGAUACUGUUGUACUCGGAGCCAGAAUACAAGGGAAUGUGCCUUAUUUUCAACUAUAAGCAGGAUGCUGUAACUGAAGAAUUCCAGAUCAAGUCUUGCAGGAUUGUUGGACGAAGCUGGGUUCUCUAUGAGAAUAAGGACUUCACAGGGACCAUGUAUGUCUUAUCAGAAGGAGGCUAUAGCUCAUUAAUAAGCAUGGGCUGCACGCCGAGCACCUUCAUCCGCUCCGUCAAGGCUGUGCCAAUGAGCUUCUCGGUUCCCUCCAUCUCUUUGUUUGGACAGGAAGGUCUCGAGGGAAGAGAGAUCACAACAGACUCUGAGCUUGUCAGCAUGGUGGCGGAGGGGUUCAAUGACCACAUUCUCUCAAUCAGAGUCAACAGUGGCUUCUGGGUGCUGUGUGAAUUCAGCCACUAUAGGGGGCGCCAGUUCCUUUUAGAACCGAUCGAAAUUACUAACUGGCCCAAAUUCAGCUCUGUGCAGACUGUUGGCUCCAUGUACCCAGUCCGACAGAAGCGCCACUUUUUCCGUAUCCGUAAUGCAGACAGCCAGCACUACAUGUCCAUCCAGGGUGGGGUGGAGGAAAUGAAAUCUGGACGGGUGGUGGUCACACCAGAGGUGGAGCCCUUGAGUGACAUAUGGUUCUAUCAGGAUGGAUUCAUAAAAAACAAGCUUUCCCCGACCAUGAGCCUUCAAGUAAUGGGCACUAUUGAGCCGGCAGCCAAGUUGGUGUUAUGGAGCGAGACCCGGCAGCCUUCACAGACUUGGAUGGCCCAGAUGAGAGGACGACUCAGCAGCAUUACUUUUCCCGGAAUGGUCAUUGAUGUCAAAGGUGGCCAAAGCUAUGACAAGGAGCAUGUGGUGAUUAUGCCGGAAAGUGACGAGAGGUUAAGCCAACAGUGGGAGAUUGUACUGAUUAAUUAAACCAUCACAGAGAUCUUGCUCACUUUGGCAAAGUUUCUGAUGACAUGAUCAGGAUAUUAGCCCAAAUUCUGAGGACCAGAAAUAGUCCUGUGCAUAACUGCCUUAUUAGAUUAAUCUAUAACUCAUUGUAUUAAUCAUAAAGGCAAUAUAUAAGGUUACAAUCCUCCUCCAAAAACAUUUUAUAUUUAUGUUAUGUAUUAUACAGAGUAUAGGAAGCUUUAUUCCUGCAUAUUUUCUGGAGGUAAAACUCUGACCCACUUUUUUAUGCUUGCAAGUUCACAAUCGCACACUCCAUUUUUAAAAUUUAUUUUUAAUAUAUACACAACUACUGCUUAAAAUGGACAGUUCCUGAAUAAAGCCAAAGAAUGUACGCUAUGCAAAUAUAUUUUUAAGAUAUUUUUAUAAUGCAUUGAAUGUUUACGGUGUCCCUCUUCUCUAUGCAGUACAUUGUAUGUCAGCGUGUGGGUUCCGAAUAUCUGUUUCAUGAAUCUUUUGUGAAAUUGCGACAAAAGAAAUUUAUAUAGAGAGAGUAAGAAAGAAGUAACUGAUAUCUGCGUGAAUUGUAAGUUGUUCUUUGUUACUAAAGUCAUAAUAUAUUAAAGAGGGUGUGGUUUUAAAAUACUAAUAAAACAAA
Syngnathoides biaculeatus (alligator pipefish) is the source of this 7607-nucleotide messenger RNA. RefSeq lists its product as uncharacterized. NCBI's taxonomy places the organism in Eukaryota, Metazoa, Chordata, Actinopteri, Syngnathiformes, Syngnathidae. The transcript is spliced from 25 exons. The record is from RefSeq and is a predicted model, not a curated record. The coding region runs from base 185 to 6973 and encodes 2262 amino acids.